ACAGUGUAAUAUCCUCUUAUUUAUCUCUAGACGCAUGAAUUUGAACCUUUUAUCCCAUUCUAUAAAUUCCACACACUUUCUCGUCGUUGAAACCAAUUGCGAUGGAGUCCCAAGGUUCAGUAGCACUAGUGGUUGGCGUCACAGGAAUGGCUGGGCUUAGCCUAGCCCAGGCCCUGAAGGAGCCCAAUUGUCUCGGAGGCCCAUGGAAAGUUUACGGCGUGGCCCGGCGGCCUCCGUCCUCAUGGUUCCCUCCUUCGAUCGUUGACCACUUCAUCCCUUCGGACAUCCUUGACUCUGCUGACACACGCGCCAAGCUCUCUCCCAUCGCGGACCAGGUCACACACCUCUUCUGGGUAACCUUGCAGGUCCACGCAGACGAAGAAACCAACGUCACCGUUAACAAAACCAUGCUCCUCAACGUUCUCAACGUUCUCAACCCUUCCCGGCUCAGCCACGUCACGGUCCAAACCGGAACCAAACACUACAUGGGCCCAAUUUUUGACCCGGUUCUCUCCAGCCAACUCGUCUGCCACGAACCACCGUUUCACGAGAACAUGCCACGCCUCCCUUACCCCAACUUCUAUUACGCGCUAGAGGAUCUCGUUCAAUCCUACGCGCCCACGCUCACGUACUCAGUGCAUCGCUCCUCAAUCAUUAUAGGAGCGUCGUCAAGGAGUGUUUACAACGCGCUCCUGACGCUGGCGACCUAUGCUGCAAUUUGUCGCCACGUAGGAUUGCCGUUUCGGUACCCUGGGACAAAGUACACGUGGGAGCAUUUCUGCGACAUGAGCGACGCGAGGGUGUUGGCCCAGCAACACGUGUGGGCUGCUGUUACCCCUGAGGCUAAGAACCAGGCUUUCAAUUGCACAAAUGGCGACGUUUUUGCAUGGAAGAGCGUGUGGAAGCUGCUGAGUGAACUGUUCGAGGUUGAGUUUGUGGCUUUCGAGGAGGGAGACGAGUCUGAUUUGGGGGAGUUGAUGCGCGAUAAGGGUAGCGUUUGGGAGCAGAUUGUGGAGAAAUACGGUCUUCACAAAACCAAGUUAGAGGAAAUUUCCUGCUAUGAAGCCGUCCAAACAGUGCUACAGUUUAAGUUCCAACAUGUCUCUAGUAUGAACAAGAGUAGGGAAUACGGGUUUCAUGGGCACGUGGAUACUUUCAAGAGUAUCAGAUUCUGGGUUGAGAAGCUCAGAGAGAUGAAACUCAUACCCUCAUAUGAACACUGAACAACUCCAUGCUUUCUUGGUUGCUUCGUUGCUUUAUGUUCGUCUGCUUCUAAUGGCAUGAUAAGGAAAGUUGCUUUUUAUUUCUUAUUUUAAGUUGAUAUAUUUUCUCAGUCGUGGUAAAAAAAUAGAAUUUUUUUCUGGGUUCAACUUUUUCCAUUUAAAUAUAGAACGUUGCAGGAAAUACGGUUUGGUUGCGUUCGGAUCCCGAUCUCUCUCAUUCAAGAUGACCACGAGAACAAAUAUUUAAUUAGCAAAAUGUAUAAACGUGUUUGGGGGAAAAAAUGUCAAUGAAAGAGUGUGUUGUGGGAAAAAGUUAACGGGUCAGACUGUAAAGCAUUGUGGAAUUUUAUUUUAAAAUAUAAUUAUAAUUAAUAAGUAUUAUUAUUUUGGUGGCAAACGAGAUUGAUUAGUAUGCCGACCAAAAAGUGAUGAAUUUUUAAUUGAAAGCUUUUCCCGUGCAUUUAGUGGAGUCAGUGGUAAAAAUUUAAAUUUAUUUAAUUUCCUUCCUUUAACCUAACCGACAUUGCAUAACAAAACUGGGAUCCGAAUCCUCCUUCUCUUCCUUCAAUCUGAAUCAUCUGCAGAGAACACAAAGGAGAGGAAGAGAGAAAAAGGCUAAUAAAGAAAUGAGAAAAGGGCUGGGAUGAUGAGUGAGGCUAAAGCAAGAAGAGAUAGAAAAAGGAAAGGAGGUUAGGUGGGAGUGAACUUGAGGAGAUGGAGUGGAGUGAGGAAGUGGAGAUGGAAAAAAAGUGAAGAAGAAGGAGAAACCGAAAUAAAGAGGAAAGACAGAAAAGAAAAAAAAAACUGCUGCUGCAAUUCUCAUGCAAACUACAGGAAUUUAUUUCUUAAUCUCAUUGUAAUUUACAUUUAGUAAACAAAAUAAAUAUUUUAUUUGAAUAAAAACAUUUAAAAUUUUAAUAUAGAUUAUCUCGCUAAGUUUGGGUUUAAAACUGAAUUUUUUUUCUGAUAAAAACUCUUCCUCCUGUAGUGCAUUUUCUUAAUAUAGAUUCUCUAGAGAUCUGAUCUUCUGCAUUGAAUUCUUAAGGUUUCUAUUGUUUAUAGACUUUUAGACUUU
Messenger RNA from Abrus precatorius (Indian licorice), 2298 nucleotides. Its product is annotated as iridoid synthase CYC2-like. The record is from RefSeq and is a predicted model, not a curated record. The transcript has a single exon. The coding region runs from base 102 to 1223 and encodes 373 amino acids. Lineage: Eukaryota; Viridiplantae; Streptophyta; Magnoliopsida; Fabales; Fabaceae.